GAUCCUAAAGUAUCCAAACCACGCAUGCCUACAUUGCUUGAAAUCAACCACACAGUAUCGCAGGCUGAAAUGCCGCCGGCAUUUUUUCUCACUUCAGGUGUCCCAGUGGUGAAACGCUCACCGAAUACUCGUCAUCCCUGCUUCUACCUUGACUGAAUCCAAAACUAAACUCGAUGAACUUUACCCCACAUGCACUACAAGACAGCCAAUGUUACUGAGACAAAUAACCAAACUACGUACACAAGUGCAACUUCGGACAGUAUGAGCUCCAGUUGCAAAUCGCGACAGCUUUCGCCUGUUCCGGUUGGUACCUGCCCACCCAUCUCAAAAGCUAGCAGUCAAGGAACCAGAUCGGAGGAAUAUAUGAAUGCAAUACGCCAGAAAAGAAGAGCAAUAGAAAUGCUUAACAUUGAAAAUGAAAUCUUUCGGCAGUUUUCUGCGAGAACAAUGCCACUAAUGGAACCGUCCGAGUUAUGUGAGUUUGGUAUUCCAGACAACAUAGCAUCUUAACAAGCGUUUUCUGAAGCUACUGCCCGACACCAAACUCUACGCCGUCAGUCCAAAAGUUUUGUGUUAGAACGGCACCGAACAAUAACAGCUCAACAGAAAUGUCAUAUACUUUUCUCCCAACGCGAACU
Molecule: messenger RNA, 638 nt
Organism: Dicrocoelium dendriticum
Lineage: Eukaryota; Metazoa; Platyhelminthes; Trematoda; Plagiorchiida; Dicrocoeliidae
Source: the annotation of a GenBank genome assembly